CCGGAACAUAUUCCGGAAAGAGCUGUAUGAAAUGCACUAUUCGAUUAUUUUGAACAUGUCAACACCUUUUAAUACGCAAACAGUUCACUUGCAUUGCCAUAUAAAUAGCUAGAGCAAGCGCUCGAGGAAAGACUCUUUCGCAUAACAGCGUUACGAAAACCCAUCUGUUCCAGGGGUGGAUACGCUUAAACUAAUCUUCCAAAAACGGUCGUACGAGCUGAUAUUAAAUUUUGGAAAACGAAGAUGAAAAAACUUGUCGUAAUUAUAAUGUGCAUAGCUCACAUGAAUUGUGCAAGACAAUCUUCGGGAAUACCGACUAAACAAACGAGAGAGACAAGAACGUUACAGCCAAUCUUUAUAAAUGAGCAAGUUGGGUCGGCAGUGACGCUGCAUUGUCCAGUUCGAGCAUCCAUUGCCAAAAUGUACCAGUAUCUUAGACGAAUUAAAUCUGGAAGGGCUUUAGAUUACAGCCGGCGAAAAAUGGUAUCGUUACUCGGCCUGAGGUAUAGGUGGUUCAAGGAUGGUAAAAGAAUAAAACAUCCUCGUUCUGCUUGGUUCAUGAAAUUUCACGAAGUGAAACUUCGUGACACAGGAGUAUACACUUGUAAGGUUCUCAUGGCUAAGCAAGAAAGAAGUAGAAGCUUUUUUUUGAAAGUGUUUCACAAAUUAAGAUAUGGCCGACCGGUUGUCGAGUCCAGCACAAAGAACGUUUCCCUGAGAGUGGGGGAGAGCGCGACAUUACGAUGUGUUGGCAAAAACACACGGCAUCGACCACAAAUCAGCUGGGUGAAGUUAAACACACCAAACAACGAAAACAGAAUUCGAGGAAUUCAGAUGAAACACAAUGACAUGAAGUCGAACGACUUUCUUCGUCAGGGAAAGGGCUUCAAAAUUGUUUUUCCGAAGCAAAGGACUUCCAGAACCCACUCAUCAAUACAAACGAGAACGCGGCACGAAAAAAAUGGCGAUACGUACGUGUUUCAUCUGACACUAGACAAUCUGAAGGAGGAAAACUCAGGAGUAUACGUGUGUAUUUUGAAGAACAAAUAUGGCAGAAGUUAUGCGAGUGCAUCAGUAAAAGUUAAAUCUUCUGAAGGUGCAGCACCCUAUCCCAUCAAUGAAAAACUGCGCAGGAAUUUCAUGGCAACACCGACACAUAACACAAUACGACUCAGAUGCCAUGCGACGGGAGCCAGCCCGCUGACAUUUCAAUGGUUCAAAGAUGGCAAGAAAUUUAAACGCAGACUGCUGGGUGAAAAAGUCAACUCCACGACACCCAUUUUACGUAUCCGAAAUAUACUUAUUUCCGAUUCGGGAGUGUACAUGUGUCGUGUAUCAAAUAGAUAUGGUGUAUACGAGCAUAAGAUCACGCUGAAAGUACUACAGCGCGUACCAUCAGGACCAAUACUUCUGGACAGCUAUCCUAAGAACGUUACAGCUACAUUAGGAAAGACUGCAUCAUUACAGUGUAUCGAACUGAUAAGCAAUCCAAUGCCAGAUUACAGAUGGUACAAAUGGCAUUUGGUGCCUUCGACAUAUCCAUUAUUGGAUUUCAGCAACAGUUCGCUGUUCACCGUUAUUUCUCCUAUUCACUACACACCGAUGCAGGUGAAAAUUGGAACGAGCAGUCGCUACGGUGGAAAAUUGACGAUAAAAAACGUCACCGAAGAUGAUCUCGGAUUGUACUCGUGCGUUCUUCGGAAUCAAUUCGGUAUGGAUUAUGGAAGCGCGUUUUUAAGUGCAAAUAAAAAUGGUCCAAAAUUUGAUUCCAAUGUUCAACACUUGUCUGUUAUCGAAAUACCACACACUGGGCCAUUAAAGCUGGACUGCAAGGCAACAGGUGACCCAAAGCCAUUAGUGAAUUGGUUUAAGAAUGGCAAGAGACUUAAGCAAUCCGAUAGAAUGAUUCUUUCGAAUUAUUGGUUGGUGCUUAACAAUCUUAGACCCCAGGACUCGGGAAAUUACACAUGUAGUGUGCGCAACAUUUGGGGAUUAGUUAAUCGAACGUUUGACGUUAGGAUCAGAGAAUGGCUUUUCACAAGACCAAUCAUCGUCCCUUUGCAAGAAAAAUCGUUACAACUCGGACAAAGACAUGAAGUGAACUGUACGAUUAUUUCUGAAAAAGCGAUCACCGCGAGCAUUUCACGGAGCCUGGGACCUAAUCAUCGAAACCAAGAAAUUCUAACACAGAAAGCGAGGCUGACUAAACUUGAUAGGAACGUCUACAGAUUAAGUUUCACUAUAGAAAACCGACCAUUAAUGAUACUGGUUUAUACACAUGUGAAGCUCGAAACGCAAUUGGUAUAUCACAAAGAAAAUUUAAAAUUCGGGUGGGAGCAUGAAAGAUGCUUCUAUAAUCAUGUGAACAGUCGAAUACGUCAUGUAGGUGUUUCUUAGAAGAAGCGCUGAAUAAGUAGACGGAACGAACUCUUGGAGAAAACUUUUUGAAAUAUAGUUUACAAUAUAAGUAAUUUGUAAAUAAGUGUUUAUACAUAUAUAUAAACGAUUGAGCUACAGAAUUCUGAAUGUUUUUGUACUCUCUACUUAUUAUUUGAGUCAGGUUUGGAUGAAAUCGUAAUAUUUUAGAAGUAUUUAUGCCAAAAGUCGAACUGACUUAUUUGUUGUUGUAGUUUGACUAAGUCCUUGGUAAGUUUCAAAGUUUCUACCCAAGUGUGCAAGGCCACUUAUAUUAAUGCUGUAAUAUGAUUGGUUUCUCUAGUCCCCUGAUACAAAUACUGUAGUUUGAUUGGUUUAUCCAUGAGUUCUUUAACGAAUGGAAAGUGACAAAGUCACUUUCUCAUUUCUUUUUCGAGUAAUGUAAAUAAUGUCGACCAGUUCAUAAUAAAAUUCAAAUAUUUUUUCUUAGAUCAUAUAAACCAAAA
This is a messenger RNA of Xenia sp. Carnegie-2017, 2882 nucleotides long. RefSeq names its product matrix-remodeling-associated protein 5-like. The transcript is spliced from 8 exons. The record is from RefSeq and is a predicted model, not a curated record. The coding region runs from base 244 to 2397 and encodes 717 amino acids. Lineage: Eukaryota; Metazoa; Cnidaria; Anthozoa; Malacalcyonacea; Xeniidae.